GCAGAUAAUCUGUGUAAUCUGAUUAAGUGUGUGUAAGAGCCUGCGUUCCUCAGUGUUUCACACACACUGAUCAUGGCCGGAGAAGAGCCGUACCCCAGAAAGAUCCUGCAGUACAUGGAGGGAUUCCUGGUGUCAAAGGCUCUGUUCAGUGCGUGUGAGCUGGGUGUGUUUGAGCGUCUGCAGGGCUCUCAGUGGUCUGCGUCUGAUCUGGCUCUGUCUCUGGGCUGCAGUGAGGAUGGCAUGGAGCGUCUGCUGAACACCUGUGUGAGUCUGGAGCUGCUGACGGCUCGCACGGACCCCCACGGAGCAGUGGUGUACAGUAACACAGAGAUGUCCAGCAUGUUCCUGCUCAAGUCCAGCCCCAGGUCUCUGUGUCAGUCGAUCGAGUACAGCUCCAGAACCAUCUACCUGUGCUGGCAUUACCUGAGCGACGCCGUCCGAGAAGGGAAGAACCAGUAUGAGAAGGCUUUCGGUGUGGACUCCAGAGACCUGUUUGAAGCCAUGUACAGGUCUGAUGAGGAGAUGGUGAAGUUCAUGCACCUGAUGAACUCUGUCUGGAACAUCUGCGGCCGGGACGUGAUCACAGCGUUCGAUCUGUCGCCCUUCAGAUGCAUCUGUGAUCUCGGAGGCUGCAGCGGCGCUCUCGCCAAACAGUGUGUGUCCGCCUUCCCCCAAUCCACCGUCACCAUCUUUGACCUUCCCAAGGUCGUGAGGACGUCCCAGCAGCACUUUGUGUGCAAUCAAGACGAGCGGAUCUGCUUCUGUGAAGGAGACUUCUUUAAGGAUGAGCUCCCACAGGCCGAUCUCUACAUUCUGGCCCGGAUCCUGCACGACUGGACCGACCAGCGGAGUGUGGAGCUGCUGGCCAAGAUUUACCAGUCCUGUAGACCAGGUGGAGCUGUGCUGCUGGUGGAGGCUCUUCUGUAUGAGGAUAACACUGGUCCUCUCACAGCGCAGCUCUACUCUCUGAACAUGUUGGUGCAGACGGAGGGUCGCGAGCGCAAAGCUUCAGAUUACAGUCGUCUGCUGAGCGCCGCUGGAUUCACACACAUCCAGAUCCACAACACCGGCAAGAUCUACGACGCCAUCCUGGCCCACAAAUAAACACACCGUGUGUCAUGAAGGGCUUCUGUUCUUCAGAAAUCAUCUUAUAUUGUCUUAACGUUCACUUAUGUCUGUGUUCAGGCUCUAACAGAUGAGUGAUUCACUUUACUGUGUUGUACCUGUUCAGGUAGGAGAUCUUAGAUCCAGCUUUUACUCUUCUGCUUUACUCUUCAAAUCUGCACAGCACACUGUAAAAUCAUUUUUUUUAAGUAAAAAAAAAAGAAAAGAAUGAAUACGAAGAGUACAUUUUAUGAGGAAAUACUAUUUUAACUUUUUCUUUAUUUCAUUUAAUGUGUUAUUUGCCAUUUCUUUGUAAGUAAUUCUGAAAUUUAUUUGCGAUUUCUGAGUGAAAAUUAUUUCUACACCAAUUAUUUUCCAUCAAUAUCCUGAACUUUGCGACCUGAAAUCCACUAAUUGAAUAAUAAAAACCUUACUUUCACAACCCACAUUUCAAGAAGGUGAAUUUUUACAAAAUAUUUUAAAAAUAUUUUAAAUAAACAGUCAAAUAAUGUUUAAAAAAAAUAAGAAUAAAAUCACAUUUCAUUUUUUUCAAGACCAUGACUUUAAUUUUCCUAAUUAAUUUUUAUUUUGCUUAAACUUAAUUUUUUUGCUGAAAUAAAUUGUGAAACCAGGUCAAAAUAUAUAUAUUGUAGUUUGUGUGUUGGAUUGUUUAUUGCAAUAUUAGUACAAUGUUUGAGAUGUCUUUUUUUUAAUCAUAAUUGAUGUGUGUUGUGUAGAAUUAAUCUGUGUGCUGUAAUUAUGAAUUCAGUUAUAAAAAGUGCUUGCUAUGAAUAAAUGUGUGAGGAAUGUUCUUCCUGUGGGCAGUGUAGUAAUAGAGGAAAGAACACAAGUGUGUUUGAUGAAAUAAGAGCCGUCCGUCUGCAUCACAUGAGAGUCAUGAUGUGUGUCUGCAGGG
Carassius gibelio (silver crucian carp) is the source of this 2020-nucleotide messenger RNA. It is a transcript of the gene asmt, whose product is annotated as acetylserotonin O-methyltransferase. Gene Ontology annotation, molecular function: acetylserotonin O-methyltransferase activity. The transcript has 8 exons. Gene Ontology annotation, biological process: methylation; melatonin biosynthetic process. NCBI's taxonomy places the organism in Eukaryota, Metazoa, Chordata, Actinopteri, Cypriniformes, Cyprinidae. Bases 73 to 1104 code for a protein of 343 amino acids. The record is from RefSeq and is a predicted model, not a curated record.